Molecule: messenger RNA, 3396 nt
Organism: Drosophila kikkawai
Lineage: Eukaryota; Metazoa; Arthropoda; Insecta; Diptera; Drosophilidae
Gene: su(w[a])
Product: suppressor of white-apricot
Biological process (GO): mRNA 5'-splice site recognition; RNA processing
Molecular function (GO): RNA binding
Source: RefSeq, a predicted model, not a curated record
AGUCAUUUUAAGCCAUCACAAAUCUGGUCACUCUGCAGCCAAGGCAUUUAUUUCGCACGCAAAAUAAUACACAAAAACCAACAAAUUACGGCCGUAAAAUGCUAUACUUUGGGCCUAAAAGAGGCUAACUUUUGCAUUCGUUUAGUGUGAGUGAUGGAAAUUUAGCCAGCGAGUGAAAGAGAGAGGGAGCCCCGUGUCCUAGUCCAACAAGCCCGCCGAGCAGCAAGUGCGAGUGCAAGGCCUUCACAGCGAGAGAAAGAGAGAGAGAGAGGAGAGAAAGGGGAGGAGGAGUGAUUUUGAGUGGGAGCCCCUCCGAAUUCUGUAUGAGAUCCUGUUUAUCCGCCCGAAAUGAUGCCCUACAAUGUGCGCAACGCCGGCGGCGGCAGCGUUGGCGGCAUUCUCCGAAAGACAGGAACAAACGUUGGAUCCUCCGCCACCACCAUUCAUGCUGCAUCCGCUGGCCAUAUCAAUGGAAGCGCAGCAUCGUCAGCGGCCAGUCUAGAGACCCGUCAACCGCCACUGGAGCUGCUCGUCUUUGGAUACGCCUGCAAGAUAUUCCGCGACGAUGAGAAGGCCCGCGAAAUGGAUCAUGGCAAGCAGCUGAUCCCCUGGAUGGGCGAUGUAAAUCUCAAGAUAGACAGAUAUGAUGUGCGUGGAGCACUUUGUGAACUGGCGCCACAUGAGGCGCCGCCAGGUGGCUAUGGCAACAGGCUGGAAUAUCUCAGCGCCGAGGAGCAGCGCGCGGAGCAGCUGUGCGAGGAGGAGCGUUACCUGUUCCUCUACAACAACGAGGAGGAGCUGCGACUGCGUCAAGAGGAGGACCUCAAGCGGCUGCAGCAGGAGACCUCCGGUGGCAGCUACAGCCAGGUGGGCUUCCAGUACGAUGGCCAGUCGUCAGCGGCCUCGAGCACAAGCAGCACAGCUCCACCAGCCCAGCUCUCGCCCAACUCCGAGGAGAGCGAGCUGCCCUUUGUCCUGCCGCGCACCCUGAUGAUGGCUCCUCCACUGGGCAUGCAGCUGCCGGAGACAAUGAAGCAGCACGCCAUCAUCGAGAAGACGGCUCGCUUUAUUGCCACCCAAGGCGCCCAGAUGGAGAUUCUGAUCAAGGCCAAGCAGGCCAACAAUUCACAGUUUGACUUCCUUACCCAGGGUGGCUAUCUGCAGCCCUACUAUCGUCACCUCUUGGCUGCCAUCAAGGCGGCCAAAUUUGCGCCAGCUCCAGAGAUUUCCAUGGAACAGCAGCAGCAGCAGAAUACCGAACAGCAGGAGGACUCCCAGUUGGGUGAGGAUAGUGGUGGUGCUUUGGGCAAGAGGGGUAACACCAACCAGGUGGUCAUCACGGUGCCCACCAUCAAAUACAAGCCCUCGGCCAAUUGUGCAUACACCCAGCUGAUAAGCAAGAUCAAGGGUGUGCCCCUCCAGGCGGUUCUGCUGGAGGAUGAGAGCAGUAAUCCCAGUAAUGGCACUGCCUCGCCCACGCUAAGCUGCCGCUCAGAAGGUCACAGCCAGGGCGGGGAAUUUACACCUGUGCUGCUGCAAUACAAUGGCAGUACGUUUACCCACCAGGAGGAGACGGCGGCGGCGGCGGAGGAGGUGCAGCAGCAGCAGCAGAUUGAGGUGGCGAGUGAAGCAAAUACUAGCGAGCCACCGCAGGUGGAGCUGCUUAAGAAUACAAGUGCUUUGGCCUUGGCUCAGAAUUACAGUUCCGAGAGCGAGGAGGAGGAGGAGGAGGGGGAAGAGGAGCAGCAAGAGCAGAAAAAGGAGCCUGUAAAGCCGGAGCCUGUACUUACCUUCCCGGUGCCGGAGGAGACUCUGCGUCACAUCAUUGACAAGACGGCCACGUAUGUCAUCAAGAAUGGACGCCAGUUUGAAGAGACGCUGCGCACCAAAAGCGUGGAGCGAUUUAGUUUUCUGCUGCCGGAGAAUGAGUUUUAUGCCUAUUACCUGUACAAAGUGACGGGCGAUGUGGAUGCCGCCUCCAAGGAGGAGAAGACCCGCAAAGCAGCAGCCGUGGCAGCCGCUCUCAUGUCCAAAAAGGGUUUGAGUUUUGGUGGAUCAGCGGCUGGCAAUGCUCUGGAAAAGGCUCCUGUAAGUUUCUCUAUACGCGCCCGGGAUGAGAAUGCCCCUUUGCAACCCAUUCUUCCGCAGGAGGCCAGCGAUGAGGAGGCCACUGGAGGCGAGCAUGUGCGUCCCGGCAUGCCCGACAGUGUCCAGCGAGCCAUUAAGCAGGUGGAAACCCAGCUUUUGGCCAGAACUGCAAGCCAAAAGGCAGGCUCCUCGCCGCAAAAGGAGCAGCGACAAGCCGAGGAGCGCGUAAAGGACAAGCUGGCGCAGAUAGCCAGGGAAAAGCUGAAUGGAAUGAUAUCGCGGGAAAAGCAGCUGCAGCUGGAGAGGAAGCGCAAGGCCAUGGCUUUUCUCAAUCAAAUAAAAGGUGAAGUUACCUCUGUGGGCAGUGCUGUGCCCAGUGCCCCAGAGCUGGCGGCAGGAGCUUCUCCUUCUCGUGGUGCUGGCAACAGUGACAACGAGUCUAAUGAUUCAGUGCGCUCCAUACCCAUCACCUAUUUUGGACCCGACGACGACGAAGACGACGAUGAUGAUGAUGAUGACGAAGGGGAUGGGGAACAUAUCCAAAAGCAACUUAACAAAGAAGCCCUAAAGCCUAACCCUGAGGAUGAGGAGGACGAUGACGAUGAUGGCGAUGGCUUUGACUUGGAAAAGUACAAUUUGCUGAAUGACGAUAGCACCAAUACCUUUACCAGCAAACCCGUGCGUGCUCCCUCGGCUCCACCGCCUCCUGUUAUAACACCCAUGCAAGCAGCUGUCCUGCUCUCCGAUGACGACGAUGUCCAGCUGGUGUCCACCUCGGCAAGAAUUUCCAGCUCGCGUCACCAACGCAUGACGACCCACCGGCGCAGGAGCAGGAGUCGCAGUCGUAGCCGUUCCAGCAGUGCUUCCAGUCGUGAAUUGUCCUCUUUGAGACGCAGGCCCAAGGGCCUCCCCAAGACCUCCAGGGAAUCAAUGAUGCAUCAGCAUCAGCAACAGCAGCAGCAGCGGCGAAAGAGUCCCAAGAAGCGUAGAAGAAGCCGAAGCAGAAAUAGAUCUAGGUCCAGGUCUAGGAGCCUUCGAAGGAGCAGAAGUAGAAGCAGAAGCAGGAGCAUAUCAAGGCCCAGCCGGAGAAGCCGUUCAAGAAGCCACUCCAGCAGCCGCCGGCAGCGACGCCAGCGCACGCCACCACCCACCAAGAAGAUUAGCAGCAAGCAGCGUCACAAGCGACGCCGACGCAGCGGCUCUGCCUGAUCCAGCACCUGCCCCCAAAAAUCUUAUCAUUGCUUCGCGUAGUGUUUUCCGACAGAGAAUCGUGUAACAAAUAAAGGCACCAACAUAUUUUUUUGUAAA